AUGGAACUCGAUUGGUGUUUGGAACAGCUAUAUGAGGGGAAACUACUUCCUGCUGAGACGAUCAGGGCGUUGUGUUUCAAAUUAAAGGAAUUGCUAGUGAGAGAAUCUAAUGUUGUUCAUAUCAGUACGCCUGUGACUGUUGUUGGUGACAUUCACGGUCAAUUCCAUGAUCUUUUAGAGAUAUUCCAUAUUGGUGGACCUCUGCCGUCCACAAAUUACGUGUUUUUGGGUGAUUAUGUCGACAGAGGGUUGUACAGUGUGGAGACAAUUACUUUGCUGAUAACGUUAAAGCUUAGAUAUCCAAGCCGUAUUCAUCUAAUUCGUGGUAAUCAUGAAUCACGUCAGAUCACCCAGAGUUAUGGUUUUUAUACGGAAUGUUUGAACAAAUUUGGCGAGGGAAGUCAAGUAUGGCAGUAUUUCACGGAUCUAUUCGAUUAUUUGAUUCUUGCAUGUAUCAUUGAUGAUACAAUUUUCUGCGUUCAUGGUGGACUUUCACCCAAUAUUCAAUCCAUUGAUCAAAUACGGAUUAUCGAUAGGAUCAGAGAAAUCCCACAUGAUGGCGCCAUGGCAGAUUUGGUCUGGUCAGACCCUGAAGACGACAGAAACGAUAUCACUUCUUCACAAUUCAAAGUCUCACCGAGAGGUGCUGGUUACACUUUCGGUAAAGCUAUAGUGGACAAAUUUUUUAGCAUCAAUGGUGUCACAAAGAUGCUCAGAGCUCAUCAACUAUGUAACGAGGGAUAUCAGGAUUAUUUUGGAGGGAAAGUCACCACUGUUUGGUCCGCUCCCAAUUACUGUUAUCGUUGUGGGAAUAAAGCAUCUAUUUUAGAAUUAUACUCACCAACAGACUUUCACUUUAACGUGUUCGAUGAAGCUCCAGAAAAUAAACUACUUACAGAUCCAAUGCUUAAUGAUAAAACUUUACAUUCCUUCUUCGAAGAAGAUGACGAUGCACACAUGGGGCAAUAUGACGUAUUCUCCGAUGAGCACCAAGCAAAAUAUGCUCUGAAAAGACAAGUUGACUAUUUUUUAUGA
Kluyveromyces lactis is the source of this 1035-nucleotide messenger RNA. RefSeq names its product putative serine/threonine-protein kinase PPG1 (gene PPG1). Gene Ontology annotation, molecular function: protein serine/threonine phosphatase activity. Gene Ontology annotation, biological process: peptidyl-serine dephosphorylation. Lineage: Eukaryota; Fungi; Ascomycota; Saccharomycetes; Saccharomycetales; Saccharomycetaceae. The coding region runs from base 1 to 1035 and encodes 344 amino acids. Gene Ontology annotation, cellular component: FAR/SIP/STRIPAK complex. The record is from RefSeq and is a predicted model, not a curated record. The transcript has a single exon.